AUGUGGGGCCUCGCACGCGUGGCCUGGAAUCUGAGGCAGGCGAGGAGGUUCUCAUCCGUGAUAUCCGGUCCUUACAUCGUUCAGAAGCGGGGGACCGAUAUUCUCCACGAUCCAUGGUUUAACAAGGUCUCGAGGCGAUCACUCGGUCAUCUCCAUUUCGAUUCUUCUCUUUUGUGAUUGUUUUCUCCAUGCGAUGGUAGAUCGGGUGCGAAUUCAUGUUCUUCGUGCCAUGAUCCUCCUAACGUUGGAAAUUUGAAUUAUCGUGUUAAUUUUUGUAUCUAUGUGGGAUAAAUGUAGGGUUAUGGGUGAAAAAUGCGGGUGUUUUAAUUAGGCUUUGAAGUUUUUGUUGACUUGGGUUUCAGAGAGAUUGAACAGGGGGUUAAUGUGCUUAUCUGCAGCGUCUCCGUGAUGAUGGACGGAAAUAACAGAGUUUUUCACGAGGAAAACAUACCUUCUAACGAGAAGUUUUUUCCUGUUUGGACAGUGUUGGGUAGUGUGGCUGGAAAUGAUUCCUGUGUUUGCGGGCAAUGACCAAGGAAAGCUUUGGAUACCUCAACUAUUCACCAAAAAUGAUAAAUGCAAUGUUGGCGCAGGGGGUUUCGCAGUAUUUUUCUUUUCUUCAGAACCUAACGGGUACACACACACAGACACAACAUAUAUUUGGCGAAAUGGGAACACAUGUGCAUAAUAAUUUCUUUACUGUUUCUCGGUAAUUGGCCGAAAUGUUAUUAAACUUAGCCCUCCAGAGGAUUUAACCACAAGAAUGGGAGCAGAGACCCCUACGUAGAUGCUGUAUGGACUUUCAUGAAGAAACAUGUGUCUUUAUAUGCGAUUGUUACCUGGUGGCACUUUUUAAUCACAAAAAAAAUUGUGUCGGAAGAAAUACAUGUGAUAUUUAUUGAUGCACCGCCAUUAAAAUAGGGAAUCAAGAGAGAAAUAUUUUCUUAUGGAAGAAGACAUGUUCUUUAUCAAUACAACCUUUUUUUAACAGUGGCACUCUACAUGUACAAUUUCAUGGAAGAGAAAGCAUAUAUCGUUAUGCAAUUUCUUUUGAAGGUGGUGAACAUGUAAUAUAAUGUAAGCCUCCUUUUAUGGGUUGUACAUGGUUCUGGUCAUAUAUUUCAUUGGCACUUUGACCUUCCCUCUAGUUCCCAUGGCUUUCUAGGUGACAAAUUUGUUUAUGCAUAUCUAUCUAUCUAUCUAUUAUAUAUAUAUAUAUAUAUAUAUAUAUAUAAUAGAUAUGUUUGCUCCUGUGAUAUGUUUGAAAGGUAAGGACUUGAUAUAAUAACAAGGAAAUUAUCAAACCUCUUAUUAUUGAAAAUAUAUAUACAAAGAGAGAGCAUAAUCAGUGCAAGAAGUACAACAGUACAGACCUGGAUAGUUGCACGUGAAAAUAGUAAUCACUUGAGGCAACUCUCUUAACGGAAACUAUUAUGUUCUCCUAAAUUUAAGGUUGAGCUGCACACAAUCUGCUUAUUAGCUUGUCUGUUUUGCUCCAGAGCAUGGUUAGCCAUUUCCUGAUUCAAGCCAUUAAUGAAUUUUCAUGCUAGGGUUUUAAAAUGUGAGUUGUAGUGUUAUCCAAAGUCAAUUCAUCUAUUGUACCUAUCUCAAUUUUAUUUUUUUGUAUUUUUUCAUAAAAUUUAUUCUUUCCCAAUCUACUGCAGUUUAUCUUCUCUAAUAACUAGUCUCAUAUUUAAGCUAUCAUGCACCAUCAAGACAAAAAAUUGUAAUGUUGUAAUUAUUUUUUUUAUAGAGAAAGGGCAUUUCUCUAGAAAGCAGUAGCUAAUUUUAUUUCGGGUAUAUUGGGUCUUAUGUGUGUCUAAUUGCUUUGUUUAAUCCUGUUGGGAACUAGGACACUGCUUUUCCAUUGACUGAAAGAGAUCGUCUAGGGCUCCGUGGGCUACUUCCACCUCGUGUAAUAUCCUUCGAACGUCAGUAUGACCGUUUCAGUAAGUUCCAAACCUUUUGCUGUCCCCUUUAAAACCUAUUUUUCCUCAUCCAUGUUUGAACUUAUUUUAGAAUCAUGUAUUUGUUAUAUGCUUAUGUCCAGUACAUGACUGUGCAUAUUAAUAUCUUGGUAAGGAGAGCUCGUAUUUAUGUCUUUCUCUCGCUUAUUUGGUGGAGGAUAAAGAACAGAGGGCCUUCAUUAGUUUGUCGAGGCAAAGGAAAAAGGAAUUCUAACAUCUAUGAUCGUAAAGGAAUGCGUUUGUUUCUUUGAUUGAUAACAUCUAUGAUCGCAGUCUACAGAUCACAAUGAAGCAUCAAGUCGCAGAGAAGGGUAAAAGGAGAACCAAUUCCACCAUAUGCUUCAAAUUUUCCGUCGGUUUAAGAACUAAGAGACGAUAACACUUCUAUGCCGCUAAAAUAGCUGACAGCAUCUGCAUAAAAUAUGAAAAGGGAUCCGGAACUAUGAGACUAACCAUUGUCCUUGGUAAAAUUGACAAUAUGGUUGAAAGAAAUUAUUUUCUCCAUUACAGAACUAAUUAUGACAAUCGACAAAAUAUUCUAACAAUGCAACAAGAAUGGCAGCUGAAAUUAUUGUAACCCUGAGCUUGUCAUCCUACGGAAGAAAACGCUCUGAAACUUGUUAUAAUAUAGAUCUUGCCUGAUCCGAUUAUGCCUCAAAACCAUUGUUAGCAAUGAUCAGGUGCCACAAACACUUUCUUAAUGCAGGUUGCAGGAAUCUUAUGUCCAUCCGACCUUAAAGGCAUGGUCCUAAUAGUUUUCAUGAACGAAAACGUUAAUGGAUCACUUUUCUGGAAAAUGGGUAGUUGAUAUUUACUAAAAUAAUCCAUCGUAUCUCGUCAUGCCAUUGAUCCGUUUGUCAAAAAAAUUGAAGUAUUUUACCUGGUCAACCACCUUAAACUUGCCCUACUGAAACUAACUUUUCAAGAGGCAACUUCUUGUGUCAAAUCUUAUGUGUAUAUGUAUAUCUUAUUUGUUUUUGGCGUGUUAGUGGACUCGUAUAGGUCCCUGGAGAAUAACACGCGAAAUGAACAUCCUAAUGUUGUGUCAUUAGCAAAGUGGAGGAUUCUGAACAGACUGCAUGACAGAAAUGAGACGUUGUAUUACAGGGUAAGCUUGUAUUUCAUUUCAGAGUGUCAGACUUCGAAUUGAAUGUAUGUCUGGUGUGCAGUUGUCAGGGUUUGGGAAAUUGAAUGUGCUAAAUAAUAUGCGUUAUCCAUGCCUCAGGUUCUUAUCGAUAACAUUAAAGAUUUUGCUCCAGUAAUCUACACUCCGACUGUGGGAUUAGUUUGCCAAAACUAUGGAGGUUUGUUUAGGCGUCCACGUGGAAUGUAUUUCAGUGCAAAAGAUAAGGGAGAGAUGAAGUCUAUGAUCUACAACUGGCCUUCAAAACAGGUAAUCUUAUUACACCUCCUCCUUGAACUAUUUAAUUUACAAAUGCCUGCAAGUUUCCAGAGUCUAUUUAUAUGUUACAUGCACGAAAGCUACUUUAUUUUUUUUUACCGAUCAUCGUAAUUUGUGCUUCCUAUUGUUGCCAAGCAGUGAACAGAUAAUCUUGUUUACUAUCUAACAGUCAUCUGUAUAUAUGCUUGAUAUACUUUCUUCAUAAAUCGAACUCAUUGAAUUACACCAUAGUCUCUUAUUUUUUUAAGGGGGCAAUUUCAGUGUUUUUCUUGGUCUGGAUUGCAGAAUUAUAUUCACAAAAAGUUCUAGAUUCAUGUGAUGUUUUCGUUCAUACUCAUGUUUGUCUAGUUCUGCCACAUGAAGAUAAAGCAGCCUUUGGAAAGCGAACAUAGACUAGCAUUAUGGCUGGCCUUACCAUUCUGGUUCCUAAGGCCACGUGCUCUGUUUAGUAUCAACCUCAUUCUUUAUGGAAGGACCAGGAUGUGAAUGGCGCUAUUGGAUCAUGUGUAUUCUUUAAUUUGCUUUAUUAUUUUCUUCAUAAUCCAGGAAAUGUUUACAUUUUUUUUGUUUUCCACGUUAUCCUUAAGACGUAAAAAAAAAUCGUGCAAUAUUUAAUGCACAUUAUUUGCCGUCUGGAAUGGUGUCUCUUGUGUUCCUUUAAAGUUCCAUAUGGUUGUCACUUAUUUCUUAAGAAGAAUUAUCCAUAUGUAACGAGGCUUAAUUAUGUUUAUCUCCUUAUGGUUUCUAGGUGAAAAAGGUGACUAAUUUAAACAUACUUUGAUAUUUAAUACGUAUGUGAUGAUUGUACGGCUUUUCAUAAGUCAUCCAUUUCCAUCCAGAGUUAAAUGCUGGGGAGCAAAAUUUGACACAAUUGUCCUCAUAUGUUAUUAAUCAUCAUUUUACCCUCAGGAGAAUAGGAAAAAAAGCUGCAUUCAAUGUUCAAGAAAUCGCUGAAUUUUUUUGACUUGAAAAAAAUGCACUACUUUUCUUCAAUGCAUUUGUUUUCGUCAUGGACUUAGAAAGUAGCCUAUAGGGCGUAAGAAUGACAAAAGUGCUUUGUCUAUAAUGUGCCUUUUUACUCAGUAUUUUCAUAGAGAUAUUAUACAUAUGCGUUGAAGUUUUAGUUUCACAAAUGUGCUGUUUUGUUUUUAUUUUUAUUUAAGGAUCUGUUUCCAAAGAAUUUUUCUCGGCAUGUGGGUUGUCCAACAGAGGAAUGUGGUAAUUAAAGACUGCUUGAUUUUGGUAAAUUUAUUUCUAUAAGGAAUGUUGUAGUGCUUUAUUUUAUCAAUUCCUUGUUUCAUCGCUACGAUUGUGAAGCCCGUCAGACAGGAUAGUAAUACUCUUUUACUAAUUAAUUUUCUUGAGUUGUUUUACUCCAGGUUUAAUGUUUUCCUGUGUGGUUGUCUUCAAAUAGGUGGACUUGAUAGUGCUGACUGAUGGGAGUCGUAUACUGGGUCUUGGUGACCUUGGUGUUCAGGGAAUUGGCAUACCCAUAGGAAAGCUUGACAUGUAUGUUGCUGCUGCUGGGAUCAAUCCACAAAGAGUAAGCUUUAUGUGCCCCCUAGAAAAUCAUUUAGAACGGAAUGGUAUCUAUGUCAUUUUUUGUCUGUAUAGUGUCUUUUUUAAUAUAUAAAUCCCAUGAAUCUACUAGAUGAGGCACACAUGACAACCAUUAAUUAGUAUUUUUUUAUAUCUUUACUCUGGAUUUAUUAUGAGCAGAUCAGUUUUCCAUAUAGUUCUCUCCGUAGGACCUCGAUGGACCAUUUGUUUUGAGACAGAAGUAUUGCGUUCCAUGAUUAUAAAGCAUGUUUCGUGCUCUUAGUUGUUAUAUAUUACUUUUCAUCUGGCAAAUUAUAAAAUAUUUAUAUUUACUUUGUGCUGUCUUCUAUUCAUUUAAUCAAUGUUUUUAUCUCAAUGAUUAACUUCCAUUUUAUUGCUGGCAGAUACUUCCAGUUAUGCUUGAUGUAGGAACCAACAACCCAAAACUGCUAGAAGAUAAUCUUUGUAAGUAGGAUUACGCUAUAUUUGAAGGGUUAUGAAGCCUGUAUCAUUUUCACAUUUCCUUUUUUUAAAGGGUUAUGAGAUUGUUUGCUUUUUUUAAUACUUUUGACUGAUACAUCUUUUGCAUUAUCUCAUGUUGCGGUCCAAAGACAGAAUCGAGUAUAUACUAUGCUUUGGGAGAUACUUCUGGAAAUUGGAAUAACCUGUGUGGUCCAUUUUAGCACUUGUUUCCUUGCAGAACUUUCCCAUUAGGUCAGAAUCAAUGAAGACUAACUUGCUGACAUAGAAACCAGUAAAGUACUGAUUCUCAAAUUCCUUUGGAAGUCAAAAAUAUACUUUCAUUAAUAUUGGGCAUGAUUUGACUGAUUCUAUUCUAGCAUUUAUUUCGGUGUACUCUCCCUCAUGAAAACUUGUAUGCACUAGAAACGUCUUCUUAGAAUUUACUUGAACGAGAUUUUACGAUGUCUCAGAGUGAAAUAAGUAAGUUCCCCAGGAUUCAAGGAGGGCGUAUCCCUGUACGAAGUGAGCUUCAGGCAACAGUUGGAUUUUCGAAAAUCGAUCCCAAGUUCAAUUUUUCUCUAUAAAUCAUGAUAUAACUUAUUUUAUGUGGAGCUUUAGAAUAGAUCAAGACAUUCGUUGAGGUACCGUAUAACCUUCUUAAAUCAAAUAUUUGGCCUUUUUUCUAGCCUUUUCGCUGCACAUUUGAGCGGAAUGUAGCAUACAUUUUGAGCAAAGUGUCAAAACGUUGCAUGGCUUUGGUGUUGAUGCUAGAAAAAUGUUGGUUGUUCCAUUAUAUUUGAUUUCGUUUAGAGACAAUGCUGGAAAAAUUAAUGCAAGAAUUAAAAGAAAAUCAUUGUCAUUAGUUAUAAAGACCUCAUGGCUUAACUUUUAAAAGCAGUAGGAAAUUAAGACUGCAAUAGUCAUGGGCUUCUCAGGUCAUCGUGUCUUAGGCUUUUGGAUUGGUACGUUCUGAUGUGAUAUUAGCAUGAUGCUUAUUUCAUUUCCAUCUGGAUUUGUCGUUUUUUAUGCACCUAAUAAUUUAGUGUAUAUUUAUUGCUGUAAUAUUCUUAUAUUGUACUUUUAUUUUUUGUCUUCUCAUUUUGAGAAAUUCUUAAUUUCUCUUAUCAAAACUUUGUGAUAUUCUGAUUAUAUGCUGUUUUGUUAAGUAUCACCUGUCAGUAAGACUUGUAGGCUUUCGUUUCGAAACCUAAACCAAUUGAAUCUGAGACUCUACCAUAAAGUUUGAGAAAUAAAAAUUACAAAAACGACAGGCUUAUUGUGUAUUAAAAUUCAAUCACUACGGUCUUAUACCAAAUAAUAGUAAUUUCGUUCUGUCCAAUUAUUAGAAGGUGUGUGGGUUUUGUUGAUCGACUAAUUGCCUCUUGCCCUUGUGAUGUUCCUGGUAUCCAACUGUGGACAUUUUUUUUGGUUAGAGAGGCAACUUGAUUUAUCGGAUCUUUUUUUUUGUUUUGUAUUGUCUCAAGGGAGGUUUUAAAAGUGUUGCUGCUACCAUCUACCAUCUUUGAUCUCCAUAGUAGUCUAUUUUUCAUUAUUCUGCUUCAUGUUGGGAUAAGUUACUUGUUUCUCAAAAGAAAUUAUAUUUUCAGAUUUAGGAUUGAGGCAACCUAGGCUGGAGGGUGAUGAGUACUUAUCCAUUGUUGAUGAAUUCAUGGAAGCUGCAUUUUCACGUUGGCCAAAAGCAGUUGUACAGGUAUAGUGGUUCAUAGUAGUACCAAGCUUCUUUUAAUGUUAGAAUAUAACUCUUUUAGCGAUAAGAAGGCACUCUUUCAAACUUGCAGUUUGAAGAUUUCCAGAUGAAGUGGGCAUUUGAAACUCUUCAAAGAUAUCGAAAAAGAUUUUGCAUGUUCAAUGAUGAUGUACAGGUUAGAACUUUGAUGUCUUUGAUGUUAUUUAUGUUCCUGAGGUUUUUUUCUUGACUGUCUUACUUCUUGUGUCUUCAUAUAUCAUUUAUAAAUUUUGACACUGUUUAAUUUGUGUCCACGUUGAACUCUUUAACACUCAAUGACAUGCUCAGAUGUUAUAGCAUUGCAUAUUCCGAUUCCCAGUAGUUUAUUUUUUUUCCUCUGAAUAGGGAACAGCUGGUGUUGCUCUUGCCGGAUUGCUGGGUGCUGUGAGAGCACAGGGUCGACCUUUGGAUGAUUUCCUGCAUCAAAAGAUUGUGGUUGUUGGUGCUGGAAGGUAUCUACUUUAGAAACAUUUAAUUUGAUUACGAAUCUACCUUAAUGAUCCAUUUUUUUUAAGUAUUUGUGUUUUUUAACUGCAGUGCAGGCUUGGGUGUCCUGAGCACGGCUAAACAUGCUGUUCUGAGAAUGCUUCGGAAUUGCAAGAAUGUGACAGCACACAAUCAGUUCUGGUUACUUGACAAAAAUGUAACAUGUUUUUCUAUAUUUUCUGGUUUUUUUGGCAUGUAUGUCUUUGCAGACUAUCAAAAGUUUUAUUUUAGUUCUGUUCCAGUGAUUCCCAUCUCUGGAUAUGCUUGUCAUGAGAUAAUAGUAUCUUCGUUGGAAUAAGCCUGAUUAAAAAGUCUUAGGCAGCUAGACCUGCAACUCCCCCUUCAAUCCAAAAAAGAAAAGAUGUAUAUAGUUCAUCCUUGAAUUCCUUAAAAUACUUGCAUAAUUUUGACUGUUUCUUUAUUGAAGUCAUUCCUAUGAAGUAUUCUCAGCUACUGCAAUCGAUUGCAGAGAACCCUUAAAUCUCCCUCCCGAUCUCUUAGUUAUUCCUUUUGUUUGUGUAGCUGAGUAAUCCCAUCAUUUACCUACUGUGUGCAUUCUGCGGUAUAGCUUUGUAAUACCUGUUCGGACAGUUAUGGCUCUAAAUGUCAUGGCUCCCUUUAGAUUCGCAUUAUCUCUGCCCCGUCUGCCCUGUAGUAUUUUAGCAGGUUAGCACACUGAAAAAGAUGUUUGCUUUAGCCUGACAUCUAGCUUGAUAAUACCUUUGGAGUGGGUAGGAUCUGCUUUUCGCAGCCUAAGCUAACACAAUGAAUACAAGUUCCCUUUGACCAUAUCAGGCUUUAGAAUGACUGGCGUGAAUAUGGCUUCCGGUGGUUGUAGGGUCUUGUCACAAAAGAUAGAGCAGAUCUUGACCCAGCUGCUGCGCCAUUUGCUAGAGGCUCUGGGCCAGGAGAGGUGGAGGGUCUAUCUGAAGGGGCUAGCCUCCUUGAAGUAGUAAGUCAUUCGGACACGUGAAGGUCAAUUUACUCUGAAUUUUGUUGAUGUUCUAUAAAUUAUUUCAAGUCUCCUUCAUACAAAUUCUCUGGAUUCUUAUGAACUUGCGAUAUCCUCUGGAAGGUCUAAUAAUUGCGUAUGUCGCUUGUCAGGUUAAGAAGGUGAAACCUCAUGUGCUAUUGGGCUUGUCUGGUGUUGGUGGUAUCUUUGACGAGCAGGUAAGUUCCGCAAGAAAAGAUUUCCUUCCUUCGACUUUGUUCUUUGCUCUCUCUUAUACAUUGAGAAAAGCUUGUAAAAUUGGUUUAUUCGCCAUGUAACAUAUCAUAGCUGUCAAUUAAUGCGCACUUUGGAAGCAUUGUUUUUCUCUUGAACUUACUAACACGGGAAUAAAUGAAUUUUAUGCUAGAUUUUCAGUUGAUAGUGCACAAGUGCCUGUGAAAACCUCUUUUAGCUUCUGGCUUGCAUUUGUGUGUUCCAAUUCAUUUCCUCUACCACAAUAUUCCCUUCCAUUAACAAGCAUUUUUCUUCAAUUGCUACCUGUUAUCAGAAAAUUUUGAAUAUGCUUUUUUUCCAUAUCAGAAAAUUAGAUUAAACAAGCACGGUUAGUUGCUAAUUAUGAAAAAAAGAAAAAGACAAUGUAUUUUUACGAAUCUAUGCGGAUGCGCCUGGAGGAUAGGGUUCAAUGAUUAUGAAUGUUUUGCUCCCCUGAAACAGCUUCACUUUUUAUUUCCUGACAAGCAUAUUUAUCAGGAAAUCAUUUGAGGGGUUAAUUUUUAAAAAGAUGGUUGACUUGGACUCAUGACAGGUUCUUAAGGCUAUGCGUGAGUCAGAUUCCCCACGGCCGGCAAUCUUUGCAAUGUCAAACCCUACAAUGAAUGGUUAGUUCAUUCUCGAUAAGCUUAGAUCAAUGUCUGCAUAAAAUCGAAUGAUAUGAUAAUAAAUACAUAUUUACGAUUUUCCUAUGAGAUAGCCGAGUGCACAGCUGCUGAUGCAUUCAAGUAUGCCGGAGAAAACAUUGUUUUUGCUAGUGGGAGCCCUUUUGACGAUGUUGAAUUUGGUGAGUUAUCUCUUCCUGUUUGAAUUCCCUUUUUUUUCAUCAUUUGAGACGGAAAAUCAUCAAGAGUUCCUUGUGUGUGCAGGAAAUGGACAAGUCGGGCAUGUUAAUCAAGCAAACAAUAUGUAUUUAUUUCCCGGGUGGGUAUCAGUUACCCUUGCACCACCCUCAUCUGUCAUCGAGAUGAACAUUACUCUGUGAGAGCAAGAAGCUAUAAUUAUGAUAAUGAAUAUUUUUCGGAAUUUCAGGAUUGGAUUGGGAGCUCUUCUCUCAGGAGCUCGCAUUAUAUCAGACGGAAUGCUGCAGGCAGCAGCUGGAUGGUAAGAUCGCAUAUUUCCGAUUUCCUUUAAUCUUAGUGUAUUUAUCACGAGCGAUACAUGGAAAUGCCAUGUGGUGAGUAUGAUACAUGCCAGGGUCACAUGGUUGAGGACACUAAUCUUAUGUAGGGAGCAUCGCCAAUAUGAUAUAAUUAUCUCAUGUACAAACUUUGUUGGGCAGCGAACAGCUUUGAUAAAUCAUAAGGGUAACUGGGCUCUUAUCUUUCUAUAUAAAUCCCCAUAUACAUACAUACAUACAUACAUACAUACAUACAUACAUACGUUGUUUAUAUUCUGUCCUGCGUCAGACCAUAUUCAUCUAGGGAAGUAGAAAGUAAAAGAGACCGCGCUAUGCUAUGCUUGGUUCCAGUUCUUAUUUAUUGUUAUGUCUUAAUGUUCAGUUAUCUUACCUAUACUAACAUCAAUAAUAUCACUCAUUAUCUUACCUUGGAUAAUAAUUUAAUGAAAAUAUUUGUCUUGUUUCGCCAUGAAAAAUCUAUCCGAUUAUGUCGGCAUCUAACUUUUUUUGUCACCAUGUAGCCUGGCUUCCUACAUUACCGAUGAUGAAAUUGAGAGAGGCAUAAUUUUUCCCUCUAUCUCCAGGUGUGUUCUCUGUCUCCAGGGAAGAAACUUUUUAAAAUUCAUCUUGUUUUCUGAGAUUUUUUUGAUGGUAAUCGUAGCCGAGCUCCUCUUGCUUUAGUAUCAUUUAAGAGGUUACGGAUUCACAGUACGAAAAUAAUUGAAGAAAUUGCUUCCAUUGACCAAGAAUCACAUGCCAUACUCCUCUUUUCUGGAGUAGCACAUCAUCAUAUAUUCAGAUUAUGUUCAUAUUGGUUAGUCCCCAAUAAAAUAAUACAAUUUAAUUUCAAGGGACAUAAGCAUCCACAUUACUGAUCCCAAAACGCUGGUUUUGGGAAUGCUCAGAAAGCUUAGCUUCAUGGUAGAAAGUUGUAAAAUGGUGAAGAGCAUUCCGGGAUGGUUUCUGAUGGACCUUGUUUGAUGCAGUAUAAGACACAUCACGACUCAUGUUGGAGCAGCUGUUGUCCAAGCAGCCGUAGCUGAGGAACUUGCAGAAGGACAUGGCGACAUGAGCUCCAAGGAGUUGGCAGACUUGUCAAAGGUAGCGUAGUAUUCUUAUUAUCCAUUAUUUUUUCUGAAUAAGUUCCCAUCUACAUAUCAUUGACCAUUAGCGAGUCUGCACAAAAAAAGGGGUCCACUCACUUGGUUGCACUAUUAAUUAUAUGUCCAGGAGGAGACAGUUGACUAUGUAGCUAAGAAUAUGUGGUACCCAGUGUACAGUCCUCUCGUUCAUGAGAAAUGA
Molecule: messenger RNA, 11247 nt
Organism: Spirodela intermedia
Lineage: Eukaryota; Viridiplantae; Streptophyta; Magnoliopsida; Alismatales; Araceae
Source: the annotation of a GenBank genome assembly